CCCUGCCCAAGAUUGUCCCCAUUGUAGUGACCACAACCUUAGUGUUCUGUAUACAGGUGUGUGUGUGUACAGGUGUGUCAGUCAUCAACAGGUGUGUUGGAAUAUAUGACUUAGGGACUAGACCCUAGAGGAGGGAAGGAGAGUUCAAGAAGAUGGAUCAAGCCAUUGUGUAAUGUGUCUCCUGUGUGUUACAGAAAUUAUCAGGGCUUAAGCCUUGUUAGAUAUGCUGGGUCUAUUCUGUGUGGAAAUAUAUACUACCAGAGUUUCUAGUAAAAUGUGGAUCUUUAAAAAGAUGUGUUAUGUGUGACUUCUAGCAAAACGUGGAUCUUUAGAAAGUAUUUUUGUUGUAGGUUUUACAGCAAAACUUUUAUAUGUGUUUGAGAAAAAAUCAUGAGUUUGAUGUGUAUAUUCCAGGAAUAUAAUUGUGAUUUAUAUAAUUAUGUAUUUACGGUGAGUUUUUGAAAGUGGUUUCAAUUCAUAUACAGGAAGUUAAUGAUUCGUGACGUCGGUUUUUUUUAUCAUAACGUGAGAGUAUGCCGCUGGGAAAGAAAUGGCGGUCCAUGGAAGUCCUCAAUUUUGGAUCCAAGGCCAUGGGACCCCUGGAAAGUUUUCUCAACUCGAGAAAUAAGUCUGGAUCACGGGAAAACUUACGUGCUUCUGGAUCUCGGUUUGGUUCUCGGGAAAGCUUGAAUCUAGACCAUAAUCAUAAUAGACACCAACCAUCACAAAGUAGAAGUCUUCGCAGCAGGCUUGGUAGCCUCAGUAACAAUGUGAGAGAAGAGCAGGGAUCUCCUAAAUUAAAAGACGGAGGGGCCGCUGGUGAUACACCAGCUGGCUACAUACAGCGUUGUAUUAUUAUACAGCGUGAUGAGAAAGGAUAUGGAUUUACUGUAAGGGGAGAUAACCCAGUAUAUGUGGAGGUCGUCAAGCCUGAUGGGGCAGCUGCUAAGGCAGGUGUACAGCAAGGAGACCGUAUAAUAAAGGUCAAUGGUACCUUAGUGACAAACUCUAAUCACCUAGAAGUCGUCAAGCUCAUUAAAGCGGGAUCCUUUGUGGCCCUAACCUUGCUGAACAAACCUGCAGGUGGUAACCAGUCCCCUGCUGAUAAAGCCUCAGGGGUAACUUUAAGAGGCCCAUCCAAAGAAAUAGUUUCAGCACCCCAGUCUGUCAAUGCGCACAAAAGCUGGGAGUUGAAACAGUCCAAGGUGCUGGAAUUAAAUAAAUAUUAUGAGCUAGCAGUAGAAGAACUAGAGAAAUUUAAAAAGGGAUACCAAAAAUACCCAACAGAAAAGUCCCACGCACAACUGUUAGAAAAGGAAAAAACGGUGAAAACACUGAGGGACCAACUUGAGGCGUUAGCAUCAACGCUACCACCAGAUUACAGUUUACCGUUAUCUUUGGGAGAGUCAUCACCUGAUACAGGGACUGGAGACGCUACACCAUGGCUGAAAAGUGGACCCAAACAUGUGAAAACAGGGUCCAUGCCCGUCACAGUUUAUGCCAGUGACCAGGAAAUACCUGCUGAAACUCGUGCGGGGGUCGCACGGUCCCAAUCCGACGCAGGAUCUCGGAACCGAGAUCCAGCAGUACUAAAGAUUGGGUCACGCCCAGGUGUCAGCCCUGAGCGAACUAUGGCCAGUACCAAGAGACGGAUGUUUAAUAAAUUGAAGAAGUCUACGUCAGCGCCCAGCACUGCUGUGGAUGGUGGUAGUUUCUCUGAUUCUCCCGCUCAUAGUCCCAACGCAUCGCCCACGCCUACACAUCCUGCCAACUCCCGCCUCGGCGAGGAGUCCGACUUAGCCACAAACGUAGAUGAUCCUACUGUAAACAACACCAGCAAACCUGAAGGCCCUCAGCGGUUCAUUAUAGCAAUGGAGGACGAUGAAUUUGAGUCUGAUGAGGAACAUGCUCGGACGGACGACCAUGGUCCCUUCAACAGUUUACGACAGUUGGACAACAAGCCAGCUCACACAGCAAUCUUCCUCAAUUUUCUCCUUGUCGAGAACCAUGAUCCUUCUGCUUUUCUGUUCUACGUCACAGCCAGUUUGUAUAAUACUGCUAAAGGUGGACUCCAGGAUUGGAAAAAAUGGGCAUAUGAAAUUUACUCCACGUUUCUAGUCGAUGGAGCGCCUCUGAAAGUCAACAUUAAUGAAGAAGUUGGUUUGGGGGUCAAAGGAGUUCUGGAGAAGGUGGAAAAGGUGGAACAAGAAGAAAACAUGAAGACUGUCUUUCUUAUUGCCCACCAGGCAGUUAUGGACGAGAUUGAAUCACAACUCACCAUGUUUAGACAAAAGAAAGAUAUGGGUAUGGGUAAUAUGUUUGGUGCUCACGAAGUGAGGGACAGCAUGAAGAAACGAGAGGAAAUGGAAGUUAUAGAAAAAUAUCUGUUAAAACACCUGGAUAAGGCACUACAAACAGAUUCAGAUAUAAAGAAUGACCGCGAGCAGGCCGUGUCCUGGGCACUCUCUACAUUCCUCCGCUAUGUGGGAUACAAUAAACACAAUUCCAGUCUAGACAAGGUGCCCAGCUUUGUCUGUAGAGACAGGAAGGGCAUCCGCCUCUCCAGCAAACCCACAAAACGGCCACAUAAGGGCCAUAAUUUUGAGCCAACCCAUUACACCAAAGUAGAGACAUGUAUGUUUUGUAAAACUGUGAUAUGGGGAGUGGGCUACCAGGGAUACUUCUGUAAAAAUUGUGAACAAAAUAUACAUACUCGGUGUAUAGAGAAAUUAGAGGACAGCUGUAAGAAGAAAGAUAAGGACAACAAGCGUCCAUUAUCUAAUAUAUUUAAAGGGAACCGCCAAACGAUUAAAGAGAGUGAGGUUUCUGGCAGUCCGGGACCCCAAGUUACAACUAGCUUUGAAAUACAGGCAGUUAAGGAUGAGGAUGAUCCAGAUCUGCAUCAACUUCGAACCGACGCCCACUCUGUGAGCAAGUUGGUGACCCGGUUUGACCAGCUUGUACCAUCACCUGCAGAUAAGCGUCGUUCACCAAGUCAGCUGACUGAGCCAGAAAUGCACAGGAAAGGUACAGAUUUAGGGCGGUCAGAAAGUUUGAAAGGCCGGGCUGACGGCCGAGGAGAGCGACCAACCCGCGACCGACAACGGGCAAAAAGUGACCUAGAUAUGGAUGAAACCAUUAAAAUUCUACAGAACAACUCUAGCAGUUCAUCAACGUCAAGUCUUUCAAAUCGGAGUGUUGACAGUCCAAGUAAUUCAUUGGAUGCUGUCAACAAUAUCCCACAGUCCCUUCCAGAUGAAGACUCCGAUUACGAUGUGGAACAGGAGCUGCCUCAGCUCAAGUCUGUCCUCCCUGAUGAAGUAUAUCGUCGACUGAAACCCAAGGAACGGAAACGACAGGAUGUUAUUAAUGAAUUAAUUUAUACCGAACGACGCCAUGUGCGGAACUUAAAGAUAAUGGAAAGUUUAUUUCAGAAACCAAUGGUUCAUGAUCCUAAUAUAUCAGAGGAGUUUACUAAACUGCUGUUCCCUAACUUGGAUCACAUGAUCCAACUCCACUGUUCAUUGAAUAAUGCUUUAAAGGCAAAAAGAAGAGAAAACAAAGUGGUAGAUGAUAUUGGUGAUAUUUUAUUAAAAAGGUUUGACAAUGAAGAGGGGGAAGCAUUCCGUAAAAAUUGUGCCAUAUUUUGUCGAAACCAGCAACAUGCGCUGGAUAUGCUCAGGUCAAAACAGAAAAAGGAUGCACGAAUAUCAACGUUUUUGGGGGAAGCAGAAAGUAGUAACCUAAUGCGCAGGCUUCAGCUGAAGGAUCUCAUCCCAACUCAAAUGAUGAGGCUGACCAAAUAUCCCCUGUUAAUAGAGAGUCUCAAGAAACACACGCUGUUGGGUUCCGAAGAACACACAAAGCUGGAGCGGGCUCUCCAGUGCAGUAAACACAUCUUGGAGUAUGUAAACCAGGCAGUCCAAGAUUAUGAAAACAUCUACAGACUGGAACAGUUACAGAGGAGAAUGGAGAAGAAGAUUCUCUCUGACUACAUGGCUGAUGACCUGAAGUCCCUGGACCUACGAGCUCACCGACUAGUGCAUGAGGGCCCACUGACAUGGAAUAUGAACCAGAGAAAGAGUCUAGAUGUCCAUGUAAUUCUACUGGAAGAUCUGUUUGUACUUCUCCAGAAACAAGACGACAAACUCGUCCUCAAGUGUCAGAGCACACAGCUGGUGGCGGGCAAGGAGGAUAUCAAAUAUAUGUUCGCUCCCGUCCUCAAACUCAAUAAUAUCCUCCACACCAACAGUAAAGCAACAGACAAAAAAGCGUUCUUUGUGGUCUCUAAGUCGCAGAUCUACGAAUUGUCGGCUCACACGGCUGACGAACAGCGCAAGUGGUGUAAAUAUAUCAAAGAUGCAGCGGAUAAAUUCAAGAACAAACACAUCAAGGCAACAGUGACAGAUGUGGCCAACACACAACCAGAGGUCAUAAGUCAAGAACGUGACUCCUUGAGGGUAGAAAACAGCAGGACAAGUGGUUCCAAUACUGGUGGAGAGUUCAUGGCGGAACAGGUUGAACUUUCAGAGGAACCUGGUCUCAUCCAGCCUGAAGAUAUGGUCAUCAAAGAUGCUGUUACUUCUAAAUCCCAACCAGUCCUCACCCCUCUAGACAAGCUUCGGAUGCUGGACUCGGACAUCAUGGAAAAGAUGAAGGACCGCCGAGCCAUCCUUAAGGAGAUUCUUAAAUUACAUGAGAUGGACAGUACGCUACAGAUCCAGUCUGGUGCAGACACUGACCGACCAAUAAAUGAACUUCUACACGACAUGGCUCAGGAAUCGGAGGACUGUAUCAAUAUGUUGAACAGUGCUGAAUCUGGUCUAGCUAAGGAGGACCUAUCAAUGCCUAUACCCAUGGAUAAACUGAGGGAGAUGGCCAACAGAAUGAACCAGAUCCUAACCAACCUACUGGAAAAGACGAGGGCAUACUCUGCCCUGACUGCGGGACAACCCGCUUCCUCCUCCUCCUCAGCGGUGGUUAACAACCGUGAUGACGAGCGAGAACGACUUCGACAAGAAUUAAAAGCUGCACAAGAUGAACUCAACAUGCUGCGGGAGAUUCAGCGACGUGUAUCGUCUUCAUCACCUACUGAUGUCACGCUUGCUCGACCCCAAAGUAUUAUUUCUGUGGCCUCGACUUCAUCAGAUGUAGCAGAAGACGGCACCCUCACUCAGAUAGACUCUACCGACACAGAUACAGAAGUUACCAAGGAAGAUCUACUUGAAAUUCAAACUGUAGAACCAGUUAAUGCAAUGGAGAUGGACUUUUCUGAGGCAGAAACUGUUUCCACGGCAACAGAACUGCCACAGGAAAUGGUGGACAUCAUGGCUGAUAAUUUGGUGGUAGCAGAGCCACCAGAAUAUGAGGCAGUUGAAGACAAGGAUCCACCAGCAUUGUCAGAAGAGGAGGUUCUCUCCCCUGCCGAAAACCAGGCUGUUGAGGUACAUCGAGUUGAUGAGGUGGUGGCAGAGGAGAUCACAGAAAUUGUAGAAGACCUGAUUCAGGAUCUUCCUGUGGUGGAGAGUAAUGGUGACGCAACAGACGGUCGACGUGACAGUCUGGAGGACUAUGAGGAUGCCAGUGAUCGCCUCGAUCCCGAAGGAGGUGCUGGUCUGGAAAGUGGACUUGAGGAGGACAUGGUAGUGAGUUCAGAAAGGGGAGACAAUCUCACCGAGAGUAGUGAGAAAGGAGAUAAUUUAACAGAAAGUGAUGUGGAGAUGCGCGAUGUUGAAGGAGACGAGGUGGAGAAACGGGACACUGAGGGCGAGUGUAACAGUGACACUGACAAUAAAAGGACACAAAGUGAUCAUAUUCUCUCCAGCACGGAUCAAUGUGCUGUCGACAACAGGCAGCUUAUAGACAGUUCGUGUGUACUGGACAACAAAUCGGACCUAGACCGUCUGACGGUGGAAGGUGGCGCCGCCCUGGAGAUGACUGUAGACAUUUAGUGACCUGUAUAAUCCAUAACUUACUUGUCAUUUAGGCGGUGUGUUCACGGGUCUCGCUAUGCCAGCAGCACAAGGGUGGUCAGUGGUCACUUAAUACAGGUGGGGUCAGCGGUCACUUUGUACAGGUGGGGUCAGCAUUCAUUUUUUACAGGUGGAGUCAGCAAUCACUUUGUACAGGUAUGGUCAGUAGUCACUUCUCACAGAUGUGGUAAGUGGUCAAUUGGUACAGGUGUGGUCAGCAAUGAAUAGGUGUAGUCACUUGUCACUUUGUUCAGUUGUGAUUAUUAGAAGACAAUUUACAGUAGGCAACACCAAAUGGUAUCAUUACAAUAUUGAUCACAGGAGACAACAGCAAACGGUAUUACAAUAUUGAUCUUGAAAGACAGAACCACAAGUUUUAAUUAUAUUGAUACAGGGGACAGAAUAACAAUAAUACUAUCCUGAUGCUGUAACUUCCUCCUACAGGUUGCAGGAUCAGGAAACAUGUACCAAUCUGAUAUACUGUGGAGAUUUGGGUUCAUUGUUACACCUCUAGAAUCUGGUUUACCUGGUGGCUAUGUUGUGUUACACAUAUACGAUCUGAUGCAUCCUGGGGUUGGAGAUAUUGUGUUACUUUAUACCUGUAAAAUCUGCUGUACCCCAGGAUAAGGUGACUGUGUUAAUCCUGUACAACCUGAUGUGCCCAGAGGUUUGUUCGGUGUACAAGUCAACCUUGUACUUAGUCAGUGUGCUAUUAUAGCUAGUAGCCAUCAUACAAGACUUUUUAAUGCAAUAUUCUUCCAUGUAUAAUUCUAGAAUGUGAUACAUACACAGUGGAAUACACCGUGACCAGCUUCUGAUCGACAUCUUUUAUAACAUCUGAAUCAAGAGUUUUUAUGUAAAAGUAACUACAUUGGUUAUGUUCAGAACUUGAGGCUCAUUUACUCUCAGAAUGAGGCUCACAUCCUCUCAAAAUGAGGCUCACAUCCUCUCAGAAUGAGGCUCAUUUACUCUCAGAAUGAGGCUCACAUCCUCUCAGAAUGAGGCUUGGGAAAGUUUGGUCAUCAUUUUUAGGAGGAAAGAAAUCUUUGUAUAGAUGACAGCAUCAUUAGGGAAAAGUCACAGGGAAGGGGGUCACUUUAAGAAGGUGCCAGGAAGAAAGGGGUCACUUUGUUGGUGCCAGGAAGAACGGGGUCAAUUUAAGGAGGUACCAGGAAGAAAGGAAUCACUUUGGGGGUGCCAGGAAGAAAGGGGUCACUUAAGGGGUGCCAGGAAGAAAGGGGUCAAUUUAAGGAGGUGCCAGGGAGAAAGGAAUCACUUUGGGGGUGCCAGGAAGAAAGGGGUCACUUUAGGGAUGCCAGGAAGAAAGGGGUCACUUUAAGGAGGUGCCAUGAAGAAAAGGAUAACUUUAAGGAGGUGCCAGGAAGAAAGGGGUCAAUUUAAGGAGGUGCCAGGAAGAAAGGGGUCACUUUAAGGAGGUGCCAGGAAGAAAGGGAUCACUUUGGGGUUGCCAGGAAGAAAGGGGUCACUUUAAGGAGGUGCCAUGAAGAAAGGGAUAAUUUUAAGGAGGUGCCAGGAAGAAAGGGGUCAAUUUAAGGAGGUGCCAGAAAGAAAGGGGUCAAUUUAAGGAGGUGCCAGGAAGAAAGGGGUCACUUUAAGGAGGUGCCAGGAAGAAAGGGGUCACUUUAAGGAGGUGCCAGGAUAAAAAAAUGGGGUCACUUUAAGGAGGUGCCAGGAAGAUAGGGGUCACUUUGGGGGUGCCAGGAAGAAAGGGAUCACAUUAAGGAGGAGUUAGAAAGAAAGAGGUCACUGCAGGGAAGUGUUAGGAAGAAAUGAUGGUUGUAAAAUGAAGUGGAGAGGAAGGGGUUUGAUACAGGGAAGUGUAGGGAGGAUAAGUCAUUCUAGGUGUCAUUAGGAAGAUGGUCAUGGUGACAUUAUUCCUUGAAGUGUGUGGCUAGUAUAUAUGUUUUAAAAGUUAUCAGCUGUUCAUUUCUCUUCUAACUUAUGCAUUUGUUUCCAUGUCUACUGUUUUUAAUCAUUCUCUAUUGCUAAUGUUGGUGUCUGAGAGAGUAAGGUGUGAGGAAAGAGAGAGAAGAAUGAAGUGAGAGGAAGGGAGAAAGGAGUAAGAAUGCAGUGCAGCAAAUGCAUUGUCACAAAUAUUCUAUUUGAGGGAUUUCUUUCCAUAUUUUAAAUUGUUUCAUGGUGAUGUCUUUCGUCUACAAGAUACUGUGCUGAUUUAUUGUAUAUUUUCUGUAUAGUAUAUAUCUGUACAGCGUUUCAGUAUACCUGUACAGUGUAAAUAUUCGGUAGUUUUACCUCUGUACAGCAAACCUUUCUUCCAACAUAUGUCUGACCCAAUUAAUUUACAGACAUGCAUCUACAAGGUAUAUGUUUAUAAUGUGUUAUUAGUAGAGAUUGAGAAAUACUAUACACUUGAUAUGAUAAUGUAAAAAUGUCUACAAAUCCUGUACAACUACUAGUUUGUGUCAAAGAACACAAAUUUCCUGUAACAGCCUCUCAGUGCUAACCAAUAUCAUCUGUUUGUAAGUUACUUGUUAAGAGAAGUGUGACUUAAUUUUAAACAAUUUUAAUUCUUUUGAUGCAUUGAAGCUGUGCUUAUGCAACAUGUGGAAUCUUGAACAACAUGUUGUUUACAUAACAAAAUGUUCAUCUGGCGAAGUGUUGUUUAUCUAGCAACAAGUCUGGCUAGCAAAUUAAUGUUCAUUUGGCAAAAUGUUGAUUAUCGAGCAAAAUGUUGAUUAUCUUAACGACCUGUUCAUCUACAUAGUGACAUGUGUUUUUUCUAUCUCUAUGUAUCAACCUGUGGUUGAGACAUGUUUAAAUAGAGACUUGUUAUUUAUCUAGUGACACUCUACAGACAGGUGGUCUGUGCUGUAACCAGGAAAACGUGUAAAAUCAAUACUGCCUUUACCUGAACUGGUUGAAUGUCAUUGAGAUAUGCAUGACUUGCUGAUUUCAAUGUGAUUUAAUCAUCAAGGAUUUUAUAUUAGACAUUCUCAGGCUUGUGUUCUUUUUCUGCUCCAAGUAUACUUAUACCCAUUUUUCAUACUGGUCAGGACUGGUCCAACCAUAAAACCUGCCAGCAAUCACUUAGCAUUACAACAGACAAGAAGGUAAAGGAUUGUUGACCAAUAGGUAUUGGGCAGAGACCACCUGACUAGCACCAGCAUAUAUAGAGGUCGCCUUGCAAGUGUUUGCAAAGACUGCCUGGCCAGUACUGGUGUGGGCAGAGGCUGCCUGGCCAGUAUUGGUGUUGGCAGAGGCUGCCUGGCCAGUAUUGGUGUUGGCAGAGGCUGGCUGGCUGGUACCAUUAUGGGUGGAGACUGCCUGGCCAGUAUCGGUGUGGGCAGAGGCUGCCUGGCGAGUAUUGGUGUGGGCAGAGGCUGCCUGGCUGGUACCAUUACGGGUGGAGACUGCCUGGCCACUAUUGGUGUGGGCAGAGGCUGCCUGGCUGGUACCAUUAUGGAUGGAGACUGCCUGGCCAGUAUUGGUGUGGGCAGAGGCUGCCUGGCCAGUAUUGCUGUGGGCAGAGGCUACCUGGCCAGUAUUGGUGUGAGCAGAGGCUAUCUGGCUGGUACCAUUACGGGUGGAGACUGCCUGGUCAGUAUUGGUGUGGGCAGAGGCUGCCUGGCCAGUAUUGGUGUUGGCAGAGGCUGGCUUGCUGGUACCAUAGUGGAUGGAGACUGCCUGGCCAGUAUUGGUGUGGGCAGAGACUGCCUGGCCAGUAUUGGUGUGAGCAGAGGCUAUCUGGCUGGUACCAUUAUGGGUGGAGACUGCCUGGCCAGUAUCGGUGUAAGCAGAGACUGCCUGGCUGAUACCAUAGUGGAUGCAGGCUGCCUGGCCAGUUGCAAUUUGUGGGUUAGCGGCUAGGCCAACACCAGCGUUUUAUAUUAUAUGUAUUGUGUAUGUAGUAAGUGCUUGUACCCAAAGUGGUUACUUCCUGUUGUAUAUAGAAAUAUUAUAGUGUAUCUACUGUAAUUUAAAUUCUUCUGAAUGCAUUCAGGAACUUGUUGGAUAUUUUGCAAACUAGAGAAGAAAGAAAGAGCAUGUUUAUAAACAAGCUUGCUUCUGUCAUUGUUACUAUACUUAACAAAUCAUGAACGGCUGCAAUCAUGGAAAAGUAUUCUAAUAAAAGGUACAAACUAAA
This is a messenger RNA of Ylistrum balloti, 10098 nucleotides long. Its product is annotated as rho guanine nucleotide exchange factor 11-like. The coding region runs from base 534 to 5951 and encodes 1805 amino acids. Gene Ontology annotation, biological process: G protein-coupled receptor signaling pathway. NCBI's taxonomy places the organism in Eukaryota, Metazoa, Mollusca, Bivalvia, Pectinida, Pectinidae. Gene Ontology annotation, cellular component: cytoplasm. Gene Ontology annotation, molecular function: guanyl-nucleotide exchange factor activity; G protein-coupled receptor binding. The record is from RefSeq and is a predicted model, not a curated record. The transcript is spliced from 40 exons.